Molecule: messenger RNA, 2085 nt
Organism: Carica papaya (papaya)
Lineage: Eukaryota; Viridiplantae; Streptophyta; Magnoliopsida; Brassicales; Caricaceae
Product: Glycosyl hydrolase superfamily protein
Biological process (GO): carbohydrate metabolic process
Molecular function (GO): hydrolase activity, hydrolyzing O-glycosyl compounds
Source: RefSeq, a predicted model, not a curated record
CCUCGUCAUCUUUUGUCAACCAAAAAGCACAGAGCCGGUAUAGAGAAACCAGAGGGAAGGAGAGAGAGUAUAAAUAUUAAUGGAGGGACUGAGAGAUUGUUAGGUGGCAAACAGUAGUCAUUUGCUUGGGGGUGUUGUUCGGCCACAACCGGAUCUCUCAUGGCCGCCUACUUCAUCCUCUGCAGACUACUCCUCCUGCUUCUCAUCAUUUUUUCAGAUUCAGCUGAAAUUGAUGGGGCUGGUGUUGGAAUAAAUUAUGGUCAGAUUGCAAACAAUCUUCCAUCUCCUUCUAGGGUCGCCAUCCUCCUUCAAUCACUGAAUAUCAGCAGAGUGAAACUGUACGAUGCAGAUCCUGAUGUCCUUUAUGCAUUCUCCAAUUCAAAUGUUGAUUUCAUCAUAGGACUAGGCAAUGAGUACCUUGAAAACAUGACUGAUCCUAUCAAAGCUCAAAAUUGGAUUCAACAGAGGGUUCAGCCCCACCUUCCCCAAACCAAAAUAACCUGUAUAACUGUAGGAAAUGAAGUGUUCAAUAGCAGUGACUCCAAUUUGGUCCGGAAUCUUUUACCUGCAAUGCAAACUGUCUAUGGUGCUCUUGUUAAUCUUGGACUUCAAAGACAAGUUACCGUCACAACCGCCCACUCCCUUACCAUCCUAAGUAACUCCUACCCUCCUUCUGCUGGUGCUUUUAGGUCAGAUCUUGCUGAAUAUCUGCAGCCACUUCUCAAUUUUCAUUCACAGAUCAAUUCCCCAUUCUUGAUCAAUGCAUAUCCCUACUUUGCAUACAAGGAAAACCCAAAUGAGGUGUCGCUAGACUAUGUCCUUUUCCAACCUAACCAAGGGACUACAGAUCCAAAUACCAAUCUGCACUAUGAUAACAUGUUGUAUGCUCAGAUUGAUGCUGUUUAUUCUGCAAUAAAAGCUAUGGGGCAUACGGAUAUUGAUGUAAGAAUUUCGGAGACUGGAUGGCCAUCUCGCGGAGAUUCUAAUGAGGCUGGUGCAACACCAGAAAAUGCAGGUCUAUAUAACGGAAAUCUGUUGCGCAGAAUAGAAGAAAGGCAAGGCACUCCUGCAAGACCAGCAGUACCCGUUGACAUACAUGUUUUUGCACUUUUUAACGAAAAUUUAAAGCCUGGUCCUGCCUCAGAGAGGAACUAUGGCCUCUAUUAUCCUGACGGUACCCCAGUAUACAACAUAGGAUUGCAGGGUUAUCUUCCAGAGUUAGCAUAUGCAUCCAGUAUAAAUGUCUUGCCUAACUUUGCCGUUCUGAUCUUCGCUUUAGUAUGCUUACUGCUCUUUAUAGAUUGAACUCACCUAGAGAUCAAGCACAAGGGUGCAGGAGGAGACACUAAUGAAUCCUGAACAUCACUCAAAUUGGCAAUGCAGAAGUUAUAGGAGAGCUUUAAUUUUUGGUUAUUAUAUUGAAGAAACAUCAGCAGUAUGAGUAGAUGGAGGCAUAUGUCUACUUUGAGCAGGAUCAUCAAAUUAGGAGAUAAUUACUUCUCUCGUGGUUCAUCUAAGUUAGUUUGCCUACGAUCCAAUUUAUAUUUCAUUCCUACAUAAUUCUUAUACCUAAGUUUAUGUUAGUUUUCACAUAAAGAAUUAAAAUAUGAUUUGGGUAUUUAAUUUCACCUUACCCUAUCUUGAAUUCUUCGGCAGAAGUUAAAAAAUAAUUCAGGGUGGAGAUAAAAGGUGAGAUCAAGUACAAAACAUGUUUUAAUUCUCUAUGUUAAACUAAUAUGAAAAUUAGGUAUAGAAAUUAAGUGGAAAUAGAAUAAAGAACAACAAUGCAGUGGGUUAAAUAUAUAAAAUUAAUAAAGAUCGAUUCUGUUAGUACUAAGGACAAAAACCACCCAAUAUAAUUGACUAUGUAUAUAUAUAUAUAUAUAUAUAUAUAUAGAGAGAGAGAGAGAGAGAGAGAGAAAUUCUUUAACAAAAAAUGAAUAAUAAUAGCGUUUCUGUUUUGGGUAGAUAUUCACUGUGAUUUAGGAUUCUGUUUAUUUGAAUGUUAUGUAUUUUAUUAUUUAUUUUUACUGUUCUUGUUGGUUUCAAAUGGACGAUAUGCGCUUCUUGAUUAAAGACCUCAAA